GAUUGUCGAGGAAAUUAAUAAAAGUGAAAAAACACUCGAGUCAUCUUCGGGAGUGAAGAAGCGACCUGCAUAUCUCCCCCGACAAAAUCUAGAGAGAGAAAGAAGAUGCGAAUGUUUAGUCCUGCGUGAGAGGACGAUCCGAGGUCGAGGAAGGAGGAGGAGGACGAGGACGAGGAGGACGACGUCGAGGAAGGAGGAAGCUGUCCGAAAGGUCUUCUAUUUGCUCUCUCGCUCCGUGAUGGAAGGUGGAUCCCCAGACCGGGAAUCAGUGGGGUCUGAGACAAAAAGGUCCAGUGUAUCAUCUGGUAGCAGGUCCAAGAAUCGCAAAGAAUUCCUUCGCAAAUUCAUGAACCAUGAGCAUUUAACUGGAAAACUUGAGGAUUGGUUUAUAUCAAUAUCAGAGGGUGGAGCAACUAGAGAACCUGCUUUUGAUGUUCCAUUUGAGUUGGUGGAACUACAAAAGUUUGACUAUGCAUUAGAAGGGGUCUCAUUUGAGCAGCUAAUUCGAAUGCCAAGUGCUGUUUAUGCAUCGGCCUCAGAUGCCGUGGAAGCUACUGCUUAUCUUGCAAUUGAAGAUUUUCUACAUGCAAGUGUAAAGGGCUUGUGGGAGGCAUUCUGGAGUCAGGAUGAGCCAUUGCCAUUCGCAGUUGCUUGCCUGUAUGGGCCAAACUUCAAAUUUUACCAGGCUGAGAAAGCAAUUGCUAAUGGAAAGAUUGAGAGUCUUUGCGCAACUGGUCUGAUGCUUAAGAACCCAAGACAUCCACAUGGAAAAUGGGAUCACAUUCUUGAAUUGGCUCUUCUGAGGCCUGAUAUUGGAGGUCUCCCUACGGAUAGUGACCGACAGCCUUCGCUCUCUGUUUUAGGUGAAGCUCUUUUUUAUGCUGUUCGUAUGCUAUUAUCAAGGAGCAUAAGCAGAUUAGCUUUAACUCAGGGUUUUAAUUCGGCUUUUAUACUCCUUGUUGACUCUCAGUACGGUCGGGUUGUAAAGGUCGAUGGAGAUGUAAAUAAAAUGGAGUUUGAUGUAAAUAACGUUUAUGAAUGUGCCGCUGAGUGGAUUAAAGCGCACUGUUGCAUUUCAGUUUCUCCAGUUGAUCGAAUCUGGAACAAACUCGGAAAUGCUAAUUGGGGAGACAUUGGUGCUUUACAGGUACUUUUUGCUACCUUCCACUGUAUAAUGCAAUUUGCCGGGAUGCCUAGGCACUCGAUUGAAGAUUUAGCUGCUGAUCAUGGUGCUCGCCUACAAACAAGAAGAAUGGAGAGGCAGUUAGGAGAUGUGAGGGCAAAUGGGAAUGGUCUAUUUAGAUUUCAGCAGCGCAGUGUUUCCCCUGAAAUUGUUGAAGUCCAGGAGGAAUCUGCGAAAAUAGAACCUGAAGAAUUGAUGAGGCUAGAAGUAGGAUCUGUGCUAUGGAUGGAGGAUUCGAACUGGCAAAAGGGCUAUCAGAUAGAUGAAGUCUUGAAUGAUGGUGAGCUUCCAUAUUAUGUUGCGUCCCCUGUUGAAGAAUCGGGAAAAUCUCUAUUUCUUUAUGUUGGCUCUCCUCCUUCUCAGUUGGAACCAGCUUGGGAAGAUAUGAAUUUGUGGUAUCAAGUCCAGAGGCAGACUAAAGUACUCACUGUAAUGAAACAGAAAGGUCUAUCUAGCAAAUACCUGCCUCAGAUCAGUGCGUCGGGAAGAAUUAUUCACCCGGGUCAAUGUCGGAGACCAAGCCCUGGUGGAAACUGUGACCACCCUUGGUGUGGUACUCCAAUUCUUGUCACCAGCCCAGUUGGCGAAACGGUUGCUAACAUGGUAACUGAAGGCCGAUUCGGUUUGGAUGAAGCAAUCCGCUGUUGUCAUGAUUGUUUAUCUGCACUCUCAGCCGCAUCUUUUGUUGGCAUUCGUCAUGGAGACAUUCGGCCGGAGAAUGUAAUCUAUGUUAGAUCUGGCAUGAGGUAUCCUUAUUUUGCCCUCAUUGGCUGGGGACAUGCUAUUCUCGAAGAUAGGGACCGUCCAGCGAUGAAUCUUCACUUUUCGUCUACUUAUGCACUACAGGAAGGAAAGCUUUGUUCUGCCUCAGAUGCAGAGAGUUUGGUUUACUUGCUUUACUUCUUCUGUGGUGGGGUUUUGCCCGAUCUUGAUUCGGUGGAGGGGGCUCUUCAAUGGAGAGAGACCUCUUGGUCAAGGAGGUUGAUUCAGCAGAAGCUUGGCGAUGUUUCCACUGUUCUAAAAGCUUUUGCGGAUUAUGUUGACAGUCUCUGUGGGACACCCUAUCCCAUGGAUUAUGAUAUAUGGCUCAGAAGGUUGAGGAGAAACAUCCGUGAGGAAGAUCACGGGAAGGAAAUUGACACGUCUGGUUGAGACAUUUCAAAUUGGCUGGUGGCAGAAGGUAAAAAAACUUGGAACUUUCCAUUGGUCAUUGUCACAUCUUGACUGAUUGGGGGUAGAUGUAUCUGAGACCGAAACCAACUAUAUAAAUUCAAUGGAUUUUCUGGACUGGAACCUGUCUUGGAACAGCAGGUUGUCACAGUAACCGGUUGAUGGUGUCCCGUCGUGCGGUCAGAUUCUCGUUUGAGAGCAUUCCCUUAUUGUCUGGGCAUCGUCAAUGGCUCUUGCAUGGCACAGGUGAGUCACGCUCUCAGGACUCUCAACAGCUCUUUGAACCUGUUUCUGAGCUCAAAUGUUUUCGAGUUCGGUGGAGAACAUGCUCCAGCAGCUGCAGCAUCCUGUUGGGUCCUCACUGGUUUCCCACACCAGCGAUGUGCUUCUCCUGGAUGUCAGUUGUAUUUUUGUUGUUAUUGUUUCUUUGUAUAGAUGUGGCCAUUUCCAUGGUGUUCAAAGUUGUGAAAUUGAUGGGUCGGGGGGGUAUCAUUGUAUCAAAGAGCACUAAGUGUAUAGGGAUCAGUUUUUGCCUUCUCUCCUUUUAGUUUCCCCUUUUUACUUUUGUACAUCACAAUUAGUUUUUGGUGUUUGGGGGAUAGUCUGAGUUCCUUUGGAUCCAUAGCGUUUAUCCUGUUCAGUUGAUCCUCUACUGGUGUUUUCUUUUCCCCGGGACACUAAUUUCACGGACUUCCACUUUUCCGCAUU
This is a messenger RNA of Rhodamnia argentea, 3061 nucleotides long. RefSeq lists its product as uncharacterized. The record is from RefSeq and is a predicted model, not a curated record. Bases 239 to 2335 code for a protein of 698 amino acids. NCBI's taxonomy places the organism in Eukaryota, Viridiplantae, Streptophyta, Magnoliopsida, Myrtales, Myrtaceae. The transcript is spliced from 2 exons.